Molecule: messenger RNA, 264 nt
Organism: Durusdinium trenchii
Lineage: Eukaryota; Dinophyceae; Suessiales; Symbiodiniaceae
Source: the annotation of a GenBank genome assembly
AUGGGCUUCUGCAAAGCAGUGGAGUCCCUAUGGCCUGGGGUCGCUGGUGCCACUCCGCCAAGUGAGCUAGAGAUGUUCUUGGAUCGCCAUUGGCUUGGGGAGGUGAGCCGGGCCAUUAUCGAUGCAAGUGGCGCCAGUUGCUUGGAGGAUUUGCAGCACCUGGACGCUGAAGGGGUCAACCAGCUGGUGCGGGAUGCCAAGCUGAAACCGGUCAUGGCCAGCAAGCUCCGAAAAGCUUUGAAAAAGCUGAAGACGGAGCUUUAG